Messenger RNA from Sclerotinia borealis F-4128, 5808 nucleotides. Lineage: Eukaryota; Fungi; Ascomycota; Leotiomycetes; Helotiales; Sclerotiniaceae. The record is from the annotation of a GenBank genome assembly.
AUGGCCUCGGUCAAUUCAUUAGGUUUACAUCAACCCACAGGACUUCAAUAUGCGAUUAAAGAAGGAUACCUACCUGCAGAUGCGGCCAGUAGUUCCUACAGUUGGUAUAACGUUUGCGACGCCGAUACAGGUUCGGAAGUCGACGAUGAACUGCUUGUCACACCAAGAUGUGUGAUUUGGUCGCGAGGAGGAGUUUUUCGAAAAAGCUACAAUUUUGACCUCGAGAAAGAACCAAUUACACAGGCAUUAUUAACCUCGUUCCCCAGUGUCGGACCCUUACCAUCUAAGAAUAGAGCACCGAAGAAGCGACCGAAGAGCUCGAAUACAAAAGAAAAGGCAAUUGUGGUGUUCUUAAAGACGCAGGCGCAUGUUUACUUUCUCUCUGGUACUAGCCAUGUCAUACAUUUACCAUUCGAAGUCGAGUCUGCCACUGCAGCACCCAUUGGUCUCAUUAUACAACGAAGGUUACGAGCAGACAACAAUCUCGCAGCAUCUCUUAAGUUUCCACGAGUACCACCCAACUCAUUUGUCUCAUCCCAGCCUCAAUCAUGGUCGGCGACAAGUUCAGUUCAUUCAACAUUUUCUACCGCGGAUCUUGGUACUCCGAUGCAGAUGCCAACCCAAAUGUCUACCUUGAAGGAUUUGUGGGAACCCCCUUCUGUUCAAAGUGACGCGAACUGGCCACGAUUGUUUUCCUUGUCAGAUCCACUAUCAGAGAUGGGGUUAGUCGUUGCUCAGCCAGGUUUGUCCGAUGGUCGAAGAAAACGAAGGAGCUCCGGCAAGAUAUCGACAUUAGACCCUUCGGAGGAAAUUCUUCAUGUGUCUCGACCGAAUGAAUUCUCUGCCAGGGACUCGGAAAAUCCUCUGGUACUAGCCAUCACAUUGAAUCGAGAAACAAGCAUGUUUACAGUGUGGAGGUUGGCUUAUGUUGGGCAAGAAACGACGCCAAACGGGAAAUCUCGAGUCGCGAGUGGUGCAGCAUCACGUCGGCGAAGCUCAUUUUUGCCUAGUGGAACAGGAGCCACAACACCCGUAGGAAAUAGUCAGCAGACGGUCCGGGAAAGUUUUGGAGGAGUUGCUCCUGGUUUCAAGAAGGCUGUUUGGUCAGAUGAUGUGAAAAAAGACAAGAAAAUUGAUUUUGCCUCCACCCUUGAUCCUGACUAUGAAGGCGGCUCUAUACCUCGAAGAAGUUCUCGACGUGUGAGCUCAAUGCUAGCAAGAGCAGAUCUAUCAGCUUCACACGAACGAAAUGCUUUCUCUGAACUAGCAACUGGUCAUCAGCAUAAUACAGGUCGAGUUCGAGAGUCAUUAGGAAGCCAGCAUACGAGAACGAGCAUUGGAUUGAAUGGACAAAGCUUCUCCCAGGCCACUCAGCUGAACAAUAGCAUUAACAGCCAUCUCGAAGCACCAGUGGAUGAACUUCUGGAUCAACUUCGCGCUGGAGGCGAUUUUGGUGGCUUCAAUGAUAUGGGUCUCGAUGACGAUGAAUUUGAUGCCCUUAGACAGGAAGUCAUCCUGACAAAAGUUUGCAGUGUCUCCGCCGAGCAUAGUAAUGUUCGGUAUUCGAGUCAGCAUAUACCGGCAAAGAGCCAGUGUAAGAUCUUUAUACUGCCUGCACCACUCUCAGCUGCAGAUGAUCAACAAGGCAAUUCAAUAGUUAUAUGCAUCCUGGAUUCUGAUGAGAAGAAGCUUCUUGUGAUGACUCUUAACACUAAAAUGCAUCGAAAGGCCCAUUUCAACGACAAUGAGGUGCCCCCAAAUUCAGAGAAGGAAGUGGUCUUAGUCAACUUGAAAGAAGUGAUGCGAGCCCCAGGUGUGAUAGAUGCUUGCAAGUUUGAUGACGGCGAUAUAUCUCGUAUUCUAGUCUUGACGGAAACAGAUGAUGGCUUUGGAGAACUGAGUUUACAGGCCCCAUGGAGCAUUCUCAUGAAGGUAACUCUGCCAGCAAGUUUCGUCAUACAUAACACUCGAAACCUGAGUCACGACCAACACCCACGUGAGAAAAGGGAUGGAGGGUUCAAAAGAGUUCUGAGCCAAGGCCCUCGUGCUUUGAAAGGUCUGCGUAAUCCACAGCCUCGAGGUAUUGUUGAUUUGUUAGAUGAUGAAGGCAAAAUGCAUCAAUUGCAAAUACUCAUGCAGCCUCGCAGUCCUUAUGUGGCUAAAAUUCUUGAAGUAUGCACGAAGGUUCUACCAGGUGCAAGUGGAGGUGAAGGGAUGCUUGUUACAUGGUGGAAUUCCAUGAAAUGGCUUCAGCUGGAAUCUAUCAAUACUUCUGAUGCAGAGUGGACAUCUCUACUCAUCGUUCUAUUUUCGAUGGUUUUCAGCUUUGGUGCAGCCAAACAACCCCAGAAGAAGGCUCAAAUAACAAAGAAACCACGCACUGCAUUAUUGCGGUCGAGCAGUGGUGGACAUGUAAAUAUGGACUGUUAUGAGGCCAUGCUCGGUCAUUUAGCCCCAUAUGGAAAUCCUUUGCCACCUUGGCUUAAUAAUGGCGGAUGGAAGUGGCUCUUAAACGAACAAGAAGAUUCUGGGGUGUAUUACUCUUCUGAAUUCGAUGACCUUUCAUCGGCGGCCAAGGAUAAGGAAACUUUCAUUCAAAGGCACGUGAAUCUUGCGCGAACGUUCUUCUAUUCAAAAUUGGGCCAGGAAGCUGUUACAGGCUAUCUGCCGACGGCAACUAAUAAGUCUCUCGAGCUUCGUCAAGCUGCUCUGAUCGACGUUAUUGCAGGCUUACAUUUAUUGCGAGAGGAAAGAAAGCUUGACACAAUGACAGCCGAUUCUUCCAGUACUGGCGUGCCUACUUUGACUCCGGUCCUAUCCCAGAUUGUUCGAUGGCUCAGAUGGGAGAGCUGGAUAGAUUUCUAUGAAACCGAGGAAGCUUCACUGGUAGACGUAAUCUAUGAUGCCGAUCUUGUGCUAGCUUCUCAGAUUGCUGAACCAUUCGAAUGUCCAUCGAUUUACACCUGGGUUCAAGAUUGUUUCCUCGCCCGAAGACUAAUGCCCUUCUUAACCCUUCAAGAUCUGGUCACGAUAAGAUCUGACAUUCCUACCAGGGGUAUCCGAGACCUUGAGCGAUGGCGUAGCUCAACACCAAGAACUCUGCAACUUGCUCAGUUAUUUUCGUGCAUGCAAGAUGGCUGGUGUUCUGUACAACUUGUAGAAGCACUAUCUGCUUCUGGGGUAGAUAGCCUCUUUCUUGAGACUUUGCCAGAGGCCAUUCUUGCCCCUCUUCAAGAAGCAAUCGUUGAAUGUCAAAGUGAACCUCCAACAAGCUGGAGCCAAGAAUUACUUGCACUGGUGGGUCGUGAAGAUGUCAGUAUGCUACUAACGCCUGGCCGCUCAUCUCGAAGUUUUCAGCCAUCCUUAUUACCACCAUCCCACGAAGCUAAUUUGGACGUUCAUGCCAUAUGUAUAUCUACAACAGAGAUUGAGACCACUGGAGCAUUCGAUGGAUCCGCUGAAGUAGAUCGUCAAGCCAUCACACGAGCAAUAUUCAAAGAUGACAGAAGAAUGAACGAGGCAAUCAAUAUCCUGAAUACAUUCAGACCGACGAUUGCUCGUGUUAGAUCCAGACCUGAUUGGACGGAAUCAGAAUUGUUAGAAGCUCAAAAGGAACACGCUCAAAUGCUGGCUUAUCGCACGUUGGCCAUCCCUUCUGGCAGAGGAUUACUAUAUUAUAGUGCUCGUAUACCUCUCUUAACGCAAAGAUUUGCUAUUGGAGGGUUCAAUUUAAGCUGUGUCAUGAAACCAAACAACAAUACGGUUGGUGUUGAUAAGAAUGCUUUCACCGAGGAAAAGGUUUGUUGGGCAUUCUUCCAUGCAGGCGUUUCUGCUGGUCUUAGCAUUUCUCGAGAUGCAAAGGGAAUUGAUACCUCAUGGAUUCUUUACAACAAGCCACUCCAGGAUCUGAGUAAUCGUCACGCUGGUUUCUUACUGGCACUUGGUCUCAAUGGCCAUCUUAAAUCCGUGGCAAAGUGGGUUGCAUUCAGAUACUUAACCCCAAAACAUACAAUGACUUCGAUUGGGCUACUUCUUGGAUUAGCUGCAUCCUAUAUGGGAACCAUGGAUUCAUUGAUUACUAGACUAUUAUCAGUCCACGUAACCCGAAUGCUCCCGCCUGGAGCCGCCGAAUUGAAUCUUUCCCCACUUACCCAGACUACUGGUAUCAUGGGUAUUGGCUUGUUAUAUUGUAAUACACAACAUCGUCGCAUGAGUGAGAUUAUGGUGUCUGAAAUGGAGCAUAUUGACCAAGAAAUUGACGAAGAGCCUCUGAGAAACGAAGGCUAUCGUCUUGCAGCAGGAUUUGCCCUCGGAUUUAUCAAUCUCGGUAAAGGUUCCGAUCUCAAAGGUCUUCACGACAUGCGACUCACAGAAAGACUUAUUGCACUGGCUGCCGGAAGUAAGAAGGUUGACCUCGUUCAUAUCUUGGACAAAUCUACGGCCGCUGCGAUCAUAUCUAUCGCUCUCAUAUAUAUGAAAUCAGAGAAUCAGGUAUUGGCAAGGAAGAUAGAUGUACCAGAUUCCGUUCUUCAGUUCGAUUACGUUCGACCGGACGCUUUCCUACUUCGAACCGUUGCCCGACACUUGAUUAUGUGGAGUAGAAUAGAGCCUUCACACAAAUGGAUCAGAAAGAGCCUACCUACCCCCUACAAAAGUCGAAGUUCGCUGCAACGCAUCACAGCCCUGACAUCGGCAGAUCUUCCCUUUUACGAUAUUAUAACUGGUCUCUGCUUCAGCAUUGCUCUGAGAUUCGCCGGUUCAGCAAAUUUGGUUGCAAGAGAUAUACUGUUAUAUUAUUUAGAUGAGCUUAGGCGGAUUUGUCAAAUUGAAGCAGGCUCGUUCGAUAAAAAGCUGACAAGAAAUACCGUUCGCAAUUGUCAGGAUUUAUUAGCACUCGGCGCAGCUACUGUCAUGGCGGGUACAGGGGACAUUUCCGUUUUUCGUAGACUUCGUUCAAUGCAUGGUCGUGAUGAUAGUGAGACACCUUAUGGCAGUCAUCUCGCUACUCAUUUAGCCAUUGGAGCUUUAUUCUUGGGGGGUGGAACCUUCACAUUCGGUACUUCAGACACAGCAAUUGCUGCAUUGAUUGUGGCGUUUUACCCGAUAUUUCCAUCCACCGUCCAGGACAACAAAUCUCACUUACAAGCCUUCCGUCAUUUCUGGGUCUUGGCAGCAGAACCUCGAUGUCUCAUUACAAGAGAUAUCGAUACCGAUCAACCUGUUCCGAUAGCUCUUCAGAUCACGCUUCGCAAUGGAAAAGAAGAUCAACGUCAUACACCUUGUCUCAUUCCCGAAAUUAGUCAGAUCAAAACAGUACGAACGUGCAGCCCUGAAUACUGGAACGUCGUUUUGGAUUUGGAGAGUAAUAAAGCACAUGUUGAGGCAUUCAAAUCAAUGCAAAUGAUUUACGUUCGCAAACGUCCAGCUCAUGACGCAAGCACCAACGCAUUCAAAGCGACCCUUCAAGCUUUAGACGAAGCCGACCAGACCGUCAACCAAUCUCUUCAAUGGCUCUUCGAACUCCCAGCUUUCGCAACCCUCUCUAAAGCAGAAAGAGCAUUGGUGCUACCGCCCGAUAAUGGAGGGCCCAGAGAUAUCCAUGCAGGCACCGAACAAACAUCUGUGGACUCUAGGUUAGUGCUUGAACAUGCGACGCUAGAUAGUGGGAAUAGGGAUAGAUUGUUGGGAUUGAGAUUGUUGUUUGAUUGGGCUGAUAAGGCGAUGGAGGAGGGAAGGGAGAUGAGGUGGAUUAGGAAGGAGGUGGUGCAGAGAUUAAGGGCAAGGGUUUGGGUUGAUGAGAUGGGGUAG